CGCACAACUAACGUUGCCUAAACCUGCUCCCCCACCACCACCACCCCACCACUAUUUUCGCCCGCCUCCAUAUCUCAGUCUUCGCCCUCACCGGCGGCACCUGUGACUCGUGAGCCCUCAGCACCACCACCACCACCACUGCCGCCGCAAUGCUUCAGCAACGGCUCGCCAACCUGUCCCUGCACCGGCACCCCAUCCUCAUCCUCCGGCGAACCUAUCUCGGUCCCACUACCGCCACGCGUUUCACGCCGUUUGUCCCGCCGCCUCCUUCGUCGCUCCCGAAACCCAGAGUCCCCCGCAAGAUCUCCCCACGUACACGUAAGAACCUCCGGCGCCUCGGCUACACGUCCGCCGCGCUCGGCACGCUCUACCUCGCCGACGCCUUCCUCAACUACUCGACAUUCGCACGGAAUGUUCGCACAAUCGCCACCUGCGGCAUCAUCGCCGCGGACUACAAGAUUAACUUCCGCGCCGGUAAGGAUGGCGGCCAGCUCGCGCACAUCCACGAGCGCAAUGCCGACCGCAUGCUGAACCUGUGUCUCAAGAACGGCGGGCUCUACCAGAAGAUCGGACAGGCAAUCGCGAUGCAGAGCGCCAUCCUGCCGCCCGUGGUGCAGCAGAGGUUCACGAGGUUCUUUGACGAGACCCCGCAGGCAAGCUGGGCCGAGGUCGAGAAGGUGAUCAGGGAGGACUUUGGCGACAGGUUUCCUGGGCUGAGCGGGAGUGAGAUUGUGGAUAGGCUCUUCGUGCCCGGGAGCUUCGAGAAGAGGGCGGUUGGGUCCGCAUCGAUCGCACAGGUGCACAAGGCACAGCUGCCGACCGGGGAGUGGGUGGCGGUCAAGAUUCAGAAGCCGUGGAUUCAGCGGCAGGUGGGGUGGGAUCUGGCGGUGUUUCGUGGCGUUACUCAUAUGUUUUCGACCUGGAUGUUUGGUCUUCCAUUGAGCUUCCUGACGCCGUACAUCUGCGAGCGACUGGAGAGCGAGACGGACUUUUACAGUGAGGCGGGCAACGCCCAGCGGACUGCCGCCUUCAUCGCCACUGAGCCCACCCUCCGCGAUCGCGUCUACGUUCCGAAGGUCUACAACGAGCUCCUGACGAAGCGGGUGAUGGUGGCGGAAUGGAUCGACGGCAUCGGAGUCGACCAGCGCGAGAUCAUAACCGGCACCUACCGAGAUGAGACCUCCGUCGGCCAUCCCGUAAACACACCUCGGUCGAUAUCGACUCGUCAGGGGCCCAUCCGUCGCGUCCAUGCACGUAACUCCCGCGUGUACGGGCUCGGUGUGCGGGAAAAGGAGGUGAUGCAGACCAUGGUCGACAUUUUCUGCGGGCAACUGUUCAUCUUCGGCUGGGUACAUUGCGAUCCGCACCCGGGCAACAUCCUCGUGAGGCGUCGUCUCAACGGCAAGCCUCAACUUGUCCUUCUCGAUCACGGCCUCUACAUCACCACCACCCCCGAGUUCCGGCACAAAUACGCGCUUUUCUGGCAAGCGCUGUUCACACUCGACAACGGCACGAUCCGCGACAUUGCCGCGUCGUGGGGCAUCGGAAACGCUGACCUCUUUGCCUCGGCCACACUACUGAAACCUUACCAAGGCGGCAGCAAGGAAGUCGUCACCAUCGUUGGCGGACACAAACACGGUGGGCCUAAAACCGCGUACGAGGCUUCCCAGGCCGCGCGCGAGAAGAUUGCAGAAUUCAUAAUCAACCAGGACAAGAUGCCGCGGGAACUCGUCUUCAUCGGACGCAAUCUCCGCAUCGUCCAGGAAAACAACCGCUCCCUUGGCACUCCUGUCAACCGUCUCAAGAUCAUUGCCAAUUGGGCUAGUUACGCAUUGACGCGCUCGGUCGAGCAGGCCGGGCUCACCCGCUCAUUCGGCGACCGCAUGCGCGCGUGGUAUUCACAUGCCAUCUUCAAGGUGGUGGUGUUUACACUGGACGCGGCGUUCUGGUACGGGCGGCUGCGGCAGAUACUGUUUGGCGGGCUGGGCUUCGAGGAAGAGAUGGAUAUUCGCAUGAGACGGGUUGCCAUGGAUGAAUUUGGGCUGGAGCUACAGGGGAAUAAUCUCUUCACUGCUUAGAUAGAUGGCGCGUAGUUAGAAGAUGAGUUGUAUUUGUACGGUUUAUACCUUGUUUGGGCUUUCCCUGGAGUUUUGUUAGCAUUACGAGGUAGGUAGAGGCGAUAUACAUAUGAGAGCUUCUGGAGGUCUGUACUGGUACAUUAGAGUGGCCUUGGGGUAGAACUUGUCUGACGUCGUGUACUCGUACUCCGCCUACUCUAGUUUUCGCCGAAGUUGCAUCAGUAAAUACCUGUAGAACGCGCUUAGAGGAG
Tricharina praecox is the source of this 2329-nucleotide messenger RNA. RefSeq names its product ABC1 domain protein. The record is from RefSeq and is a predicted model, not a curated record. Bases 150 to 2078 code for a protein of 642 amino acids. NCBI's taxonomy places the organism in Eukaryota, Fungi, Ascomycota, Pezizomycetes, Pezizales, Pyronemataceae. The transcript is spliced from 2 exons.